Messenger RNA from Melitaea cinxia (Glanville fritillary), 528 nucleotides. RefSeq lists its product as uncharacterized. Bases 1 to 528 code for a protein of 175 amino acids. NCBI's taxonomy places the organism in Eukaryota, Metazoa, Arthropoda, Insecta, Lepidoptera, Nymphalidae. The record is from RefSeq and is a predicted model, not a curated record. The transcript is spliced from 4 exons.
AUGUGUGAAGAUAAGGAAGAGGCUCGUAGCGAGGCGGCGGCGGCGGUCACUCCGAAACGUCUUUGCUGGCCGAAGCGAACUCCCGCCCCCAUCCCGGACACUAGGGGCCUUUGUUGCGCCAAAUUACUUAGGAAAAAUGGAAAGGCUAAAAAGGUACUACUUUUCCCUGAAGAAGGCUGGGCUCGAAGUGCUUCUUCCUCGUACUGGACACUGCAACCGUGCUGGUGGCGGCGGUCACGGUGCAAAGUGGUCGAAGUAGCCGGCACAAGAAGGCACAGUACUAAUGCAAGAAUGGUUGUGAGCGGGGUCAAUGCAGUGUAUAUCGUCGGCUCAUUUAAACAUCUUGGCACCGACGCCGAUUUUAAGUUAUACCUGACAACCAACGUGACUCAAGCCGACUUCAACAUGGGCUACACUAUGACUGGCACGCUGGAGCGCGGCAGCCGCUCCUCCAACAGCUUCCAGGUGACACACUUUGCCGUCCUGCGCCGCUGCGACCACGAGUCACACCACCUUAAAAACGCUUAG